UGAAUAUUGAAAAAUAAUUGCGUUGUGAAUGUUUGUUCAGUCUAUUUGAACUGAAGGUCAAACUCUCAAAUUAUUCACUCGUACUGAUAUUUUGCCAGAUAUUGUUAGAUUUUGAAUACGGCUAACUGCUUUCCGUCGAUUAAAUACAGUAACAGUGUACAUCGAACAUUUUGUUGGAAAUACUGAAACGACAUUCUUAAACACAUGUUCUUCAUAUUCAUCUCCCUCCUAUACCUUAAUUACGUUUGUGGUGAAGUAAUAUGGGCAGUUAAUUGUGGUGGCCGUAAACACGUCGAUUCACAUGGAACCGUAUAUAUGGCUGAUUUCUUAGACAUAGGUACUGCAUCGGACUAUGGUCGCUCGUUUGAAAUAAAUCGUAUUCCCUCAGAAGAUCAUAUCAUUUAUCAAACUGAACGUUAUCACAAUGAAGACUUUUCUUAUCCCAUUCCGGUAACUGCUGAUGGCGAAUACAUUCUGACAUUAAAGUUUUCUGAGGUUUGGUUUACUGAGCGCUAUCAAAAAGUAUUCGAUAUUCAUAUUCAAAAUUCAAUUCCAAUUGUUCAAAACUUGGAUAUUUUUGGUCAAGUUGGUUUUGCUACUGCAUUUGAUUUAAAUGUGCCAUUUAAAAUAAAAGAUGAUAUAUUAUAUAUUGGUGAGAAUACAGCCACUAUCGAUGACGAUCAUUUUACUGUGGACUUUGUCAAAACCCAAUUCGAUAAUCCGAAAAUCAAUGCCAUUAUCGUUACUAAAGGCACAAUAGAAGAUGUCCCUCAGCUACCACCGUUAGAGGAAAUCGAAACAGUUGGCAAGCGGAUGCCACACCCUCAUAGAUUGACUGAAUCUGAUGAAGAUGAGGAAGACGAUUAUCAAGAAUCAAUUCACCAGAGACCAUCUAGAACACCAAGAGCAAAAGAUCCUUAUGCUUAUGACACAUCCUAUCUUAUUUUACCCAUCAUUGUAUCGGUUGGAGCAUUUCUACCAAUUCUCUUUUGUUUAUGUAAACUUUAAAAAACUAUAUAAUAAGUAGUUUGUCUUAGUCAAUAUUACUGGUCGUGUUCUUAUUGUUUUUCUCUUUUGUUUAACUUUUAUCAGUGACUCAUAUCUUUUGUAUGGUAUAUGCACAUGAUUUUUUCUUAUUUUUCUCUAAGCUGAAGUCUUCUUUUUGUAAAAUGUAUAUUCUUUGAAGAAAAAAAUCACAUAUCAUUAGUGUUACUGUACAAUGAAAUUGUUAGUCUUUUGUGUAUUUUUUUGAGAUAAGAUAAGUGCUUACUUCCGCUAUAUUUCUUUGCUAUCUUAGUCGUAAGUAUUAAUAUAUGAAUCGGGUCAUAGGUGAUUAAUUUAUACACGAGGUCAAGUAGUAUGUUUAAUAUUUCUAAGAGUGUUUGCUUUCACAUUCAACACAUAGAUAUAUUAACAAUUACGUAAAAUUUGUUCAUCUUAUUAUUUUUUAUUGUUGAUCGUAUUACAUCAAUGAUUUAUUUCAACUGUAAAUAAAUCGCUAGCUAAAUUGUUAUUAUUGUUUUAGUUUCAAAUAAGUUAAUA
Messenger RNA from Schistosoma turkestanicum, 1542 nucleotides. Lineage: Eukaryota; Metazoa; Platyhelminthes; Trematoda; Strigeidida; Schistosomatidae. The record is from the annotation of a GenBank genome assembly.